This is a messenger RNA of Emiliania huxleyi CCMP1516, 531 nucleotides long. RefSeq names its product putative riboflavin kinase. Lineage: Eukaryota; Haptophyta; Isochrysidales; Noelaerhabdaceae. The record is from RefSeq and is a predicted model, not a curated record. Gene Ontology annotation, molecular function: riboflavin kinase activity. Bases 1 to 531 code for a protein of 176 amino acids. The transcript is spliced from 3 exons. Gene Ontology annotation, biological process: riboflavin biosynthetic process; FMN biosynthetic process.
AUGUGCCGGACCGCCGUGCAGCGCGUCAUCGACCCUGUUGGCCCGCACCGCCUGACGGGCAAGGUCGUCGAGGGCUUCAAGCGCGGCUCCAAGCAGCUGGGCUGGCCGACGGCGAACCUCGACCCGGCGGCGUUCGAGUCGCGUUUCGACGCGAGCACCGAGGGCGUGUACGUCGGCUGGGCCGCCAUCCGCGACCCGACGUUGCCCGAGGAGGCGCAAGCCGUGCACAAGGCCGUGCUCUCGAUGGGAUGGAACCCGACCUACACAGACGUGAAGCAGCGGACAGUGGAGGCGUACCUGUGCCACGACUUUUGCGGCCGCGACUUUUACGGGGCCGAGAUGCGGCUGAUGAUUUGCGCCUUUUUGCGGUCCAACGUCAAGUUCGACUCCUUCGACGAGCUGAUCCAGGCGCGCUGUGCCUUCACGGCCAUCACUGACGACGUCGAGUUUGGGCAGAGGGCGCUCGACGGCGCAGAGCUUGCGCUGCUCCAGCGGGACCCAUUCUUCAGCAGCGAUACCUCGGCCGGGUGA